UCCAAGAUCACAGCCUCACGCAAACUCUUGUUGAAGAGUUUGAUGCUGGCAAAAGCGAAGGAGGAGUGGGAACAGGAGAUCGUGGACAAGCAGUCAGAGAAGGAAAGAUACCUGUCUGAGCGGAUCACACCACUGCACACCAGUGGGCUUUCCUUGAGCCAGCUCCAGGACCUGUGCAGGGAGCUGCACGAGAAAGUUGAGAUCGUGGAUGAAGAGAGAUACGACAUCGAAGCGAAAUGCAACCAUAAUACUCGUGAGAUUAAAGAUCUGAAAAUCAAAGUGCUUGACCUCCGAGGAAAGUUCAAGCGCCCCCCCCUGAGGCGAGUCCGCGUCUCCGCCGAUGCCAUGCUGAGGGCUCUGCUGGGCUCCAAGCACAAGGUUUCCAUGGAUCUGAGAGCCAACCUGAAAUCUGUCAAGAAGGAGGACACGGAGAAGGAGCGCCCCGUGGAAGUGGGCGACUGGCGCAAGAACGUGGAGGCCAUGUCGGGGAUGGAGGGGCGAAAGAAGAUGUUCGAUGCUGCCAAGUCGCCCACGGGCCAGUGA
Molecule: messenger RNA, 543 nt
Organism: Egretta garzetta (little egret)
Lineage: Eukaryota; Metazoa; Chordata; Aves; Pelecaniformes; Ardeidae
Gene: TNNI1
Product: troponin I1, slow skeletal type
Exons: 5
Coding region: 43-543 (166 amino acids)
Biological process (GO): muscle contraction
Cellular component (GO): troponin complex
Source: RefSeq, a predicted model, not a curated record